Vombatus ursinus (common wombat) is the source of this 3528-nucleotide messenger RNA. RefSeq names its product hyperpolarization activated cyclic nucleotide gated potassium channel 3 (gene HCN3). Gene Ontology annotation, molecular function: voltage-gated potassium channel activity. The transcript has 8 exons. The record is from RefSeq and is a predicted model, not a curated record. Bases 1 to 2367 code for a protein of 788 amino acids. NCBI's taxonomy places the organism in Eukaryota, Metazoa, Chordata, Mammalia, Diprotodontia, Vombatidae. Gene Ontology annotation, biological process: potassium ion transport; transmembrane transport. Gene Ontology annotation, cellular component: membrane.
AUGGAUUCUGAGCAGCGGCCCGCGGCAGCAACGGCGGGUGCAGGAGACGGAGGCACCCUGGGGCUGGAGGCGGCCCCCCCGCCUGCCCCCGGCCCGGCUACCGCCGUCCCAGGACCCUCGCCCGUUCCGGGGCCCGAACUAGGGCCCGGGCCGAUGCGGCGGCAGCUCGGGGCCCUCCUCCAGCCAGCCGUCAACAAGUUCUCCCUCCGGGUAUUCGGUAGCCACAAGGCGGUGGAGAUAGAGCAGGAGCGGGUCAAGUCAGCCGGAGCCUGGAUCAUCCAUCCCUACAGCGACUUCCGAUUUUACUGGGACCUGAUCAUGCUACUAUUAAUGGUGGGGAAUCUUAUUGUCCUCCCCGUGGGCAUCACCUUUUUCAAGGAGGAAAACUCCCCACCCUGGAUUGUCUUCAAUGUCCUCUCCGACACCUUUUUCCUGCUGGACCUGGUGCUGAACUUCAGGACAGGGAUUGUGGUGGAAGAAGGAGCAGAGAUUCUCCUGGCUCCUCAAGCCAUCCGAACUCGCUACCUCCGCACCUGGUUUUUAGUGGAUCUCAUCUCCUCCAUUCCAGUGGACUACAUCUUCCUCGUGGUGGAGUUGGAACCACGAUUAGAUGCUGAGGUUUACAAGACAGCCAGGGCCCUUCGAAUUGUCCGUUUCACCAAGAUCCUCAGCCUUCUGCGGCUGCUCCGCCUCUCCCGCCUCAUCCGAUACAUCCACCAAUGGGAGGAGAUCUUUCACAUGACCUAUGACCUGGCCAGUGCUGUGGUUCGGAUCUUCAAUCUCAUUGGGAUGAUGCUGCUGUUGUGUCACUGGGAUGGCUGCCUACAAUUCCUGGUCCCAAUGCUCCAGGACUUUCCUCCUGACUGCUGGGUUUCCAUCAACCACAUGGUGAACCACUCGUGGGGCCGUCAAUAUUCUCAUGCCCUCUUCAAAGCCAUGAGCCACAUGCUAUGCAUAGGCUAUGGGCAACAAGCACCUCAGGGCAUGCCAGAUGUCUGGCUCACCAUGCUUAGCAUGAUUGUGGGUGCCACGUGCUAUGCCAUGUUCAUUGGUCAUGCCACUGCCCUCAUCCAGUCUCUUGACUCAUCCCGUCGCCAGUACCAAGAGAAGUAUAAGCAGGUGGAGCAGUACAUGUCCUUCCACAAACUGCCAGCUGAUACCCGUCAGCGCAUCCAUGAAUACUAUGAACAUCGCUACCAGGGCAAAAUGUUUGAUGAGGAGAGCAUCCUGGGGGAGCUGAGUGAGCCACUGCGUGAGGAGAUCAUUAACUUCACCUGUAGGGGCCUGGUGGCCCACAUGCCCCUGUUUGCUCAUGCUGACCCUAGCUUUGUUACUGCCGUGCUCACCAAACUUCGAUUUGAGGUCUUCCAACCAGGUGACCUCGUGGUUCGUGAGGGCUCAGUGGGCAGAAAGAUGUACUUCAUCCAGCAUGGACUACUCAGUGUGCUGACUCGGGGUGCCCGGGACACUCGUCUCACUGAUGGCUCUUACUUUGGGGAAAUCUGCCUACUGACUAGGGGCAGGAGAACAGCUAGCGUGAGGGCUGACACCUAUUGUCGCCUCUACUCACUCAGUGUGGACCACUUUAAUGCGGUACUAGAAGAAUUCCCCAUGAUGCGGAGAGCCUUUGAGACAGUGGCCAUGGACAGGUUGCACCGAAUUGGAAAGAAAAAUUCCCUGCUUCAGCGGAAGCGUUCAGAACCCAGUCCAGGAAGUGGUGGUGGUGGAAUCAUGGAACAGCAUCUGGUACAGCAUGACCGGGACAUGGCCCGGGGAGUAAGGGGGCUGGCCCCAGGCGCUGGUGCUCGCCUGAGUGGGAAGCCAGUGCUGUGGGAACCCCUGGUCCAUGCCCCGCUACAGGCUGCUGCAGUCACCUCUAAUGUGGCCAUUGCUCUAACCCAUCAUGGGGCACCUCUGCCCCUCUCCCCAGACUCUCCCGCUGCUCUUCUUGCUUGCUCUGCUCGUCGAUCAGGUGGCUCACUGGCCUCACCCCUGGUGCCUGCUCGGGGACCCCCUUUGUUGGCUCGAGGUCCUUGGGCAUCAACGUCCCGCCUGCCCGCACCAGCAGCCCGGACUCUUCACGCCAGCUUAUCCCGGGCAGGCCGCUCACAGGUUUCCCUGUUAGGUCCCCCGCCUGGUGGGGGUGGACGGCGGCUGGGGCCAAGGGGUCGGCCACUUUCGGCAUCACAACCUUCACUUCCUCACCGAGCAGCUGGGGAGGGCUCCCCCGGGCGCAAGGGCUCAGGAGGCGAGCGCUUGCCUCCCUUGGGGCUCUCAUCCAGGAUCCCAGGUACCGCCCAGCCCCUCAGGCCUCCUGCCGCUGAUCCGGGUACCACCAAGGGCCCCCAACUUCCUGCUAACAUGUGAGAACUCCUGGGUACAUCUAGCCUUGAUUGUGAGAGAAGGUGUGGGUGCUUUGAUGUCUAUGGGUACCACGAACAAAGCAUCACACACUGUGGAUUGGAUGUCUCCCUUCACUGCUAAGUGGAAAUAGCCCUGCCUGACGUGUCUCCAUCACUGCCACAUAGAAGUAUCUCCAUACCCUUUGCUUAGAGCAUCUCCCUGGCCAUAGACCUUCCCAGAUAUAGGCACUUUGCCCUUUUCCCCACUCAACAAGGCAUGAGGAUCUUCUUAUCCUCAUCACUGCCAGGUAGAAAGAUGUCUUCUGUUCUCCCAGCUCCUGCAUCCCUCUACUCAUGAGCCCUUUCGGGGCAGACACCCCAUCAACUGCCUAGUGUGGCUACCUUCCUGUUCCCCCACCACUGCCAAAACCACAGGCCUCAUGCCCCUUGUUUGGGCAUUCCGCCUCUGCUCUCAUCACUGCCAUUUGUAGGCACCUACCCGUCUACGGCCCUCUCAGUGAAUACAAAUACCUGUUGCCCAAACGGGUAUCUCUUGCCAGCUUUCCUCUAUCCUAUCUUUGUGGUACAAAAAUCUUCUUGUGAACAAAGAGCCACAUCCUCCCUAUGCUCCUAACCAGUUGUGCCCCUGGGGAUGGGGAAUGUCCAGCCCCUCCCUAAUGAAUGUGCCAGCCUAGGAGCCCUAGCAGCUGAAUCCUUAGGUAAUUAAUGAUUUAUUUAUGUAUUGCCCUCUCUCUUAGGGGGAGGGGUAAAGACAAAGAGGGUUUCUCUCCUCUUGCCAGCACUGUGGCCCUUGCCUAGCUCCAUCAGCAAUACUAAGACUCCAGUUCCCCAUCCCCAUGGGGGGAUGGAAGGGCCACCUGGGGUAGGCGUGGGGGCAGUUUUUACUUUUAGGUGUCUUUUUUUCCUAUGCUGUGAGAGAGUGGGGAAAGGGUGAGAAUCCAAGUGGAGUGGGGGAAAGAUGGGAACAGGGUAGGGGAGGGGCAGACCAGCCAGCACCUCUGCCUUCUCAGGGAUACAGGAAGCCCCUCAACCUCCCCCUCUGUCCUUGUCUUCCCUUUCCAUAACAUUAGCCUAGGAAGAACAAGAGCCAGAACCCUGGCAUAAAGCUCCCCUGCCAAGCUCUGGGCUCUGGGAUUCUUAGUGUGUGUAUGUGUGUGUGCGCAGG